Messenger RNA from Trichogramma pretiosum, 1016 nucleotides. RefSeq lists its product as uncharacterized. The transcript has 3 exons. The coding region runs from base 1 to 708 and encodes 235 amino acids. The record is from RefSeq and is a predicted model, not a curated record. Lineage: Eukaryota; Metazoa; Arthropoda; Insecta; Hymenoptera; Trichogrammatidae.
AUGUUCAAAUACGUCGUAUUCGGUCUUUUGGUGGCUUCGGCCAUUGCCACACCAGCCCCAAGCUCUGCCUUGGAUUGCAACGAGUCAGAUGAUCAGUUGACUUGCUUAGCCGUCAAGGCUGCCGCUACCCUCGAGAGGGCCGCCAGGUCAGCUGACAUCGAAAUCAUCGAUGGAGUUACCCUCGUCAGAGACACCCCAGUCGAACGCACCGGAAAAGCAUUGAAAUCUGAAUCUGAAAUCAUUUCUGAAUUGCCAGCUGAUACUACUGGAAAAGCCAUGGCUGUCGCCACCAUGAUGUACGAAAAUGCUGCCAACUUCCUCCAAAGCCACAGCUUGAAGGUCGAUAUGUCAGAAGCUCGCACCAUCGAUGACAAAAUCUUCUCGCACUCCCACCUCACCCCAAGCAAGAAGCACAAGAAAUUGUUGUCUCCUCUGCUGUCCCUCAUCGGCCUCAAAGUCUUCGCUCUUGCUCCAAUUGUCCUCGGCAAAUUGGCUCUUUUGGUUGGCAAAGCCAUCUUCUUCAGCAAAGUCGCCCUUCUGAUCGCUGGAGUCCUUCUGUUCCAAAAAUUCUUCGGUGCUGGUAGCCAACUCGCUGGUGGAUUCCCAGGUGCCGGUCUGUUCGGCAAGAACAACGUAGCCCAACAGUACAACUACGAACCAUCUGCCUAUGCCCAAAAUCUGGCUUACUCUCCACUAAUUCCAUCGUAAUAAGUUCACACCUGCAGUAUAAAUACUUUAGUGCCUUGAUGGCAAUUUUAUUCAUGACACAUUGAAGAUUUUCCUUCCGCUGUUGAGUAUACGACUUUACUCGAGCGCGACGAAAAUCUCGUCCAAUGUUGCCUGACUCGACGACGACAACGACAAUUGACUACAACUGUGACUGUUCUGUGAUUUUAUCAAGUUUUUUUUCACACUAGUGACUAGUGAUAUUGUGUUAGGUGUUUUAACCAAAGUUUAAACAAGUUCAAAGUGACUAUAAGUGACUAAUCAAGUGACUGUUUUACCGAAAAUUUGAA